CAUCCCAGUUGGCAACUGCCAUUCCCCCUUGCUUACUGAAGGCCUACCCUUUCCACCGUACGCUUGACUUCAGGACAAAGCUCCAUAUAAAGCUAUCAGCUCAAACCCACGGAAAGCAGGCGCGCUAGGUUAUUUUCCGUGCUCCCUUUUCGUGCUACUUUCGCGGCUUCUCUUUCACCAUUUCCUGAUUUCGUAGCCUUUAGGCUAUGGGGUCGUUCCACCGUGUAGCUCUCCUAGCGAUCAUCGUGCUAUCAUGGCACAGCAGCAGUCUAGUGUCCGCACUCAAAACCAAGGAAGUGAAUCGAGCCGUCACCAGCAUCUCGCAACGCCCGGAUUACCAAGCGAUUCACCAAUUCGUCGACGACUAUCUGAAAAAGCAGAUCCCUCUGACGGACAUAACCAUCCUACUCCCAGCAAACAUCGUGGCGCUAAAUAGCUACACUAAGGACCAGCAGACCGCCAUUCUCUCGUACAACAUCAUCGCCACACGCUACCUCUUCCGCAACCUCACCGACAUUCCCCCGGGGACGGAGAUCGACACCAUCGAGGGAAACAUCGUCACGAAGCGCGGCCCCAAGGGCCAGCCGAUCGUCACGUUCCAAGGCGCCGCGAAGCUGCCGACCGCGCUCCUGGUGCCGAACCUGUGGGUAGGCUCGGACUUCACGAUCCAGGGCACCAGCACGCUGCUUAUCCCCCCCGAUCUGGUUGCGGGAUCUGGAGCCAGUACCGCUGGUAGCCGCGGUGGGAUUGGACGCGCAAUCGGAGGGGUCGUGAGUGAUACCGUCCGUGGCACGAUCGGCGGAGUUGCCUCUCUUUUCAGGCCCUCGCCUCGUCCGUAGAUGCUCUGCUCAGGCGAUGGGGUGGUAAAAGGGUAAUGAGAUCUCAACCCCCAGGGUGCAGUUAUAGAGGGGAACCUUAGGGUGUGUCCCUAAUUUCGUGUCGUAAGGGAAGUCUACGGACACGGGGGUAGGGGCAUGCCCUUCGUCGGAAAUUUUUAGUGGGAAAUUGGGCAGCUGCGCUCCAGCUCUCUCUUCUCAUGCGUGUAUGUGCACACCCUCAUUAGUGGGAGGUCUAAGUUUUACUUCCAAAUAUUGCUCUUAUCGUUUUAUCUAACAAAAAAUAAUGUGAAAGGUCAUGAGGUAGUCAUGCAUAACCGAAUCUGAUUUUCCCAAAUGCCAUGAGAAGUAUAUAGUCGUAUAUGGUUGCAGGUAUUUGACCAUCGUUAGGUGUCAACGAUCCUCGGUUGCGCGACGCGGGGAAGAGAUGGGUUGCUGUGAGAAGGAAACGACCUAUUAGGUUUUGGUAGGGGAAAAUAGACAAACGGUCACCAGUAGCGGAGGACAAACGGUCAUCACAUUAGACAACUGCUAGCCGUCACUGUAGAGGCGGUCACCAUGAGCGAACGGACGCCAGCGACAAUCGCAUUUCUAGUAUCGCGUUUGCGAAAGCCCGUCAUCGAGUAACAUUUAGCUGUUCGCCAGUGCAGUAGUGUGGGGGGUCCAUCGGACAGAGAGCGAAAGCGCUUGUCGCCGCGUCCUAAGUACUGACCAGACGCGCAGGGAGUACCAGAAGGAACGAGGAACGAAUGCGCCUCAUCGCGGCGCUGCAUUCACUGACGAGCCGCCGCGUGACGCUAUUGGCGCAGAUCGCGAUGACUAAGGCCAAGCCGCCGGGUCGUGCAGGCAAAGACGCUUCUAAGACUAAGUACUACGCGGUGCGGAAAGGACACCAGCCGGGGAUCUAUCUGACGUG
This is a messenger RNA of Closterium sp. NIES-67, 1752 nucleotides long. The record is from the annotation of a GenBank genome assembly. Lineage: Eukaryota; Viridiplantae; Streptophyta; Zygnematophyceae; Desmidiales; Closteriaceae.